Molecule: messenger RNA, 3642 nt
Organism: Myiozetetes cayanensis
Lineage: Eukaryota; Metazoa; Chordata; Aves; Passeriformes; Tyrannidae
Product: zinc finger protein 574-like
Source: RefSeq, a predicted model, not a curated record
AUGGCGGCGCGGCCAUUGCCGCUCGCUGAUUGGUCGGGUCGAGGAUUGACAGGAGGAGAGACGGCCAAUCAGAGGGCGGGUUGUUGCGGGGUGGGGAGAGGGGCAGAGCCGAAGCCGCGGGAACGACGGAGAGGCCGGAGCGAUGUCCCUGCCGGAGAGACGCUGCUGGUGCUGGAGCACCGCUACGUGUGCUCCGAGUGCUCCCACCAGUCCCCCUCUCUGGAGGAGGCCCUGCUGCACCACCAGCACCACCUGGGGCCCCCCCCGGGCGCCCCCCCUGCCCCGGGGGCGCCCCCAGGAGCCCCCCGAGCCCACCUGGAGCUGCUGGCGGAGCCCGAGCCCAGCCAGUACCAGUGCCUGGAGUGCGGGGCCCUGCUGGUGACGCCGGGGCAGCUGCUCGAGCACCAGGAGCUGCACCUCAAGCUGCUGGGGGCCGAGCCGGGCGCCAAGGCCGCCGGUGCCACCACCAGUGUCACCAACAAUGUCACCAACAACCUCACCAACGUCACCGGCGGCGCCGCCGGCAUCCACUUCGAGUGCCCCGAGUGCCGCGCGCUCUUCCAGAGCCAGGACGCGUGGCUGGCGCACCGGCAGGGCCACCGCGCCCAGGGACACGCCCAGGGGCAGGGCCACCGCGCCCAGGGACACGCCCAGGGACACACCCAGGGACACACCCAGGGCCAGGGCCACGCCCAGAACCACGCCCAGGGGCAGGGCCAGGCGCGGGUGGACGUGGAGCACUCGUACCGCAAGCCCGAGGACGGCGCCGAGCCCGGGCCGGAGGCGCUGCCGGUGCCGCUGGCGGUGCUGCCGGUGCCGCUGCCGGGGGGCGGAGGGGGGGGCUCGGCGAGGGCGGCCAGCGCUGCAGCUGCUGCUCUACGAGUGCGGGGAGUGCCUGCAGCUCUUCCAGAGCCCCAAGGACUUCCUGGAGCACCAGCGGCGGUGCCGGAGCCGGCGCGCCCGGCGGAGCCGCCGGAGUUCCGGUGCCCCGAGUGCCGGCAGCCGCUGCCGUCGGCGCGGGCGCUGCGCUCCCACCUGCGCUGCCACCGCCUGGGCCGCUGGCAGUGCCCGCUGUGCAGCCGCGUCCUGCCCAGCCCCGCCGCGCUGCGCCAGCACCACGAGGCGCACGCCCGCGACUGCCGCUUCCUGUGCCUCGAGUGCGGCGCCGCGCUCGACACCGAGGCCGCGCUGGGCUCGCACCGGCGCGCCCACCACGGCGCCGCCGCCCCGCACCGCUGCGCCUGCGGCAAGGCCUUCGCCAGCAUGACCAAGUUCCUCUACCACCGCCGCUCCCACGGCGGGGCCGCGCCCGCCGCGCCGCCGGGACCCGCCGGAAGGGGCGGCCCCGGGCGAGGCGCCGGCGGAGCCGCUGCCCUGCGGGCUGUGCCCCAAGGCGUUCCCGGCGCGGCGGCGCUGGCGCGGCACCGGCGCUUCGUGCACCGGGCGGAGCGGCGGCACCGCUGCGGCGCCUGCGGCAAGAGCUUCAAGAAGUCGUCGCACCUGCGCAGCCACGCCCGCACCCACACGGGCGAGCGGCCCUUCCCGUGCCGCGAGUGCGGCCGCGGCUUCCACAGCCGCGCCAACCUGCGGCGGCACCGCCUGGUGCACUCGGGCGAGCGGCCCUUCGAGUGCGAGCUGUGCCGCAAGCGCUUCGCCCAGAGCUCCACGCUGCGCCAGCACCUGGCCGUGCACCUGCGGCGCCUCCCGCACCGCUGCGCCGACUGCGGCCUGCGCUUCCCGCGCCCGCACCGCCUGCGGCUGCACCGCGCCCUGCACGCCGGAGAGUACCCCUACAAGUGCCCGCAGUGCGGCCGCUCCUUCCUGCUGCGCCGCCUGCUCGACGUGCACCUGCUGGUGGGCCACGCCGGGGGGCAGCCCCUGCUGUGCCCGGGCUGCGGCGCCGCCUUCGCCUCGCCCGCCCGCCUGGCCGAGCACCGGUGCCGCGCCCGCGCCGGCCGCCGCUCCGAGUGCGGGGUGUGCGGGCGCAAGGCGGGCACGGCGCGCGGCUCCGCGCCUACGGCGCCUGCACCUGCCCCAGCGCCCCGGGACCCCAGGACCCCAGGACCCCCAGGACAAGGGGGACGAGCCCCGGAGGCGGCGCCGGGCCCGGCGCGGGCGCGGCCCAAGGGCCCCAAGAGCUUCGAGUGCGGCGAGUGCCGCAAGCUGUUCAGCACCGAGACCUCGCUGCAGGUGCACCGGCGCAUCCACACCGGCGAGCGGCCCUACCCCUGCCCCGACUGCGGCAAGGCCUUCCGCCAGUCCACACACCUCAAGGACCACCGGCGCCUGCACACCGGGGAGCGCCCCUUCCGCUGCCCCGACUGCGGCAAGAGCUUCGCCAUCGCCGUGCGCCUGGCCGAGCACCGGCGCAUCCACACCGGGGAGCGCCCCUACGGCUGCGCCCACUGCGGCAAGAGCUACCGCAGCUUCUCCAACCUCUGGAAGCACCGCAAGAGCCACCGCCACGAGGGCGUCCCGGGGGAGGGGAGCGGGGAGGGGGGCACCGGGAACCCCGGGACGGGGGCUGGGGGCGUCCUGGUGCAGGAGAACACCGGGAUGGGGUCUGGGAAUGUUGGGGUGGGGUCUGGGACCGUUCUGGUGCAGGAGAGCCCCGGGAUGGGGUCAGGGAAUGUUGGGGUGGGGUCAGGGAAUGUUCUAAUCCAGGAGAGCCCCGGGGUGGGGUCAGGAACCAUCCUGGUGCAGGAGAGCCCUGGGGUGGGGUCAGGGAAUGUUGGGAUGGGGUCAGGGAGCCUUGGAACGGGAUCUGGGACUGUUCUGAUCCAGGAGAGCCCUGGGAUGGGGUCUGGGACUGUCCUGGUGCAGGAGAACCCCGGCAUGGGGUCAGGGACUGUUCUGAUCCAGGAGAAUCCUGGGAUGGGGUCAGGGAACGUUGGAACAGGGUCAGGGAAUGUUGGGAUGGGAUCUGGGACUGUCCUGGUGCAGGGGGACCUCGGAGGGGUGUCUGGGGUUGUCCUGGUCCAGGAGACCCCCGGGGUGGCGUCAGGGACCGUCCUGGUCCAGGAGGGCCUGGAUUUGGGGUCAGGGACCCCCGGGGUGGGGGCAGGGACUGUCCUGGUCCAGGAGACCCCUGAGGUGGCCUCAGGGGCCGUCCUGGUCCAGGAGACCCCUGAGGUGGCCUCAGGGACCGUCCUGGUGCAGGAGGGGCUGGAUUUGGGGUCAGGGACCCCUGAGGGGGCCUCAGGGACCGUCCUGGUGCAGGAGGGGCUGGAUUUGGGGUCAGGGACCCCUGAGGGGGCCUCAGGGACAGUCCUGGUGCAGGAGGGCCUGGAUUUGGGGUCAGGGACCCCUGAGGGGGCCUCAGGGACCGUCCUGGUGCAGGAGGGGCUGGAUUUGGGGUCAGGGCCCCCCGGGAGGGGCUGAAGGAGGAGCCCCCCGGGGGUUGGGGGCUCCCUCCCGGGGGUCUCUGAGCCCCCCAGAGCAGCCUCGGCCCCCCCUGGGGACCCCCCAGAGCAGGAGCCCCUCGGGAUGGCCCCGGGACCCCCCCGGGGGGAGGGGGGGGUGUGAGGUAAGAGGGGGGGGCUCUCCCCUUUUUUGGGGUCCAGGGACCCCCCUGGGGUCACUUGGGACCCCCCAGAUCAAACCCUGUGGGGGUCUCAGGCCUUUCCUGGGGGUAUUUGGGAC